Etheostoma cragini (Arkansas darter) is the source of this 1645-nucleotide messenger RNA. RefSeq names its product proteasome 26S subunit, ATPase 2 (gene psmc2). The record is from RefSeq and is a predicted model, not a curated record. NCBI's taxonomy places the organism in Eukaryota, Metazoa, Chordata, Actinopteri, Perciformes, Percidae. The coding region runs from base 209 to 1510 and encodes 433 amino acids. Gene Ontology annotation, cellular component: proteasome regulatory particle, base subcomplex. Gene Ontology annotation, molecular function: ATP binding; proteasome-activating activity; ATP hydrolysis activity. Gene Ontology annotation, biological process: proteasome-mediated ubiquitin-dependent protein catabolic process. The transcript is spliced from 12 exons.
UAAUAUUUAUGAUGAAAUGUAUGAGGGUUUUUCAUGUAUUAAAAAUGUUGUUUUUAAUUGGUGGUGCAACCUGAAUAAAGUCCCGACGUGUGUUUCCGGUGACUGGCGGAAAGCGGCGGAAACCCAAAGCUGCUGUGUAAUAGUACUGUUCGACUGCCAAAGAGCUCGCUCUUUUCUUCGUAAGAAAGUGUUUAAACCCAGAUAAAAAAUGCCGGACUAUUUGGGAGACGACCAGAGGAAAACGAAGGAUGAGGAGAAGGACGAAGGACCUAUCAGAGCUUUGGAUGAAGGGGACAUUGCUCUGCUGAAGACGUAUGGUCAAAGCACCUACUCCAGGCAGAUCAAACAAGUGGAAGACGACAUCCAGCAGCUGCUCAAAAAGAUCAACGAGUUGACAGGCAUCAAGGAGUCGGACACGGGCCUGGCUCCACCGGCACUCUGGGACCUGGCUGCUGACAAACAGACUCUGCAGAGUGAACAGCCGCUGCAGGUGGCACGAUGCACAAAGAUCAUCAACGCGGACUCCGAGGACCCCAAAUACAUCAUCAACGUCAAACAGUUUGCCAAGUUUGUGGUGGACCUGAGCGACCAGGUGGCCCCCACUGACAUCGAGGAGGGCAUGCGAGUCGGGGUGGACAGAAACAAGUAUCAGAUCCACAUCCCCCUGCCCCCCAAGAUUGACCCGACCGUCACCAUGAUGCAGGUGGAGGAGAAGCCCGAUGUGACCUACAGUGAUGUCGGGGGGUGUAAGGAGCAGAUUGAGAAGCUGAGGGAAGUGGUCGAGACCCCCCUGCUCCACCCCGAGAGGUUCGUCAAUCUGGGUAUCGAGCCUCCGAAAGGCGUGCUGCUGUUCGGGCCCCCCGGCACGGGGAAGACCCUGUGCGCCCGCGCCGUGGCCAACCGGACCGACGCCUGCUUCAUCCGAGUCAUCGGCUCGGAGCUGGUGCAGAAGUACGUGGGAGAGGGAGCCAGGAUGGUGCGGGAACUGUUUGAGAUGGCCAGGACUAAGAAGGCUUGUCUGAUCUUCUUUGAUGAAAUCGAUGCCAUCGGAGGUGCUCGGUUCGACGAUGGCGCCGGUGGAGACAACGAGGUCCAGAGGACCAUGCUGGAGCUCAUCAACCAGCUAGACGGCUUCGACCCGCGAGGCAACAUCAAAGUGCUGAUGGCCACCAACCGACCGGACACCCUGGACCCGGCCCUGAUGAGACCCGGACGCCUGGACAGGAAGAUCGAGUUCAGCCUGCCGGACCUGGAGGGUCGCACACACAUCUUCAAGAUCCACGCCCGCUCCAUGAGCGUGGAGAGGGACAUUCGCUUUGAGCUGCUGGCUCGCCUCUGUCCCAACAGCACCGGUGCCGAGAUCCGCAGCGUGUGCACGGAGGCGGGAAUGUUCGCGAUCAGGGCCCGCAGGAAGAUCGCCACGGAGAAGGACUUCCUGGAGGCCGUGAACAAGGUCAUCAAGUCCUACGCCAAGUUCAGCGCCACGCCCAGAUACAUGACCUACAACUGAGAGUGUGUUUCUGUGUGUGUGUGGGUGUGUUCCACUUUGGCUUUUUACUGUCAAGAAAAGCAGAGAACGGAGUCAAAGAUAUCGUCUUUUGUUGUCACUUGUUCACUUAAAAAUAAAAGUUUAUUCCAGAUUUGA